Linum trigynum is the source of this 4251-nucleotide messenger RNA. Lineage: Eukaryota; Viridiplantae; Streptophyta; Magnoliopsida; Malpighiales; Linaceae. The record is from the annotation of a GenBank genome assembly.
CAUGCAUGGAUCAUGCAAAGUCUUUAGGCCUUAGUUAGAAGGGAGUUGGGGUGGGGUGGUGGGUCAGAUAAGUUGAGGAUAUGGGUGAUACAUUCCCUCCUGACAUUUGGUUGUAGUUGCAGCUCUAUCAAUGCUAGAUAAUUUUCUUUUCAUAACAUCUUUUUUCCCUCAUCCCUCCAAUUUGCUUGAAUAAUUGUACUUUCUGUCUCUAUUGCCAGAACCGUCAGAGUUGCUCUCAGUUGGUUGGUGAGGUCAAAGGUUCUGUAGUUAAGGAGUCACCAGUUCGAGGAAGGGGAAGAGGAAAGGGGGAACCAAAAGGUGGAUCUAAAAUUCCAAGUGUUGAAGCUGAUGGCUCCAAGGAGAAGUCAACUGAUGUUAAUGAGAUUCGUAAAUCAUUUUGCAUUCGAUUUGUACGUCUGAAUGGCAUUCUUUUCACCCGCACGAGGUAAUUCCUUUUUCACACUAUCAGUUACCAUUGUUAGUUUGUGUAGCAUUGCCAAUGAAUUAUCAUAUGAUCCUCAUUUGUAGCCUGGAGACAUUUGCGGAACUUCUCGCAUCAGUCAGCAGCACUUUCCUUGAGCUUCUAUCCUCUGGUCCUGAAGAGAAGUCAAAUUUUGGCGCAGAUGCUGUUGAGAAUGGACUUUUUAUUGUUCGUUUAGUCUCCAUCCUUGUAUUUACGGUUCAUAAUGUGAAGAAAGAGGCUGAAGGUCAGAGUUAUGCAGAGAUUGUGCAGCGUGCUGUUCUUCUUCAAAAUGCAUUUACUGCAGCUUUCGAGUUAAUGGGACAUGUAUUGGAGAGGUGCGAGCAGCUUAAUGAUCCUUCGUCAAGUUACUUGUUACCUGGAAUUCUGGUAUUUGUGGAGUGGUUGGCCUGUUGCUCCGAUAUUGCUGGAAGUGGUGAUGCGGAUGAGAAAAUGGUUGCUGUAAGGUCAAACUUUUGGAGGUGCUGUAUUGCCUUCAUGAAUAAGAUCUUGUCGUUUCUGCCAAUAUCCUUUGAUGAUAAUGAAGAUGAUACAUGCUUCAAUAACAUGAGCCGGUAUGAAGAAGGGGAAACUGGGAACAGGCUUGCUUUAUGGGAAGACUUAGAGUUGAGAGGGUUUUUGCCACUUGUCCCUGCUCAGUCCAUUUUGGACUUCUCAAGGAAAUACCCAUUCACAGCUGAUGGUUCUAAGGAAAGGAUGGCUCGUAUUAAGAGGGUUCUUGCUGCAGGGAAGGCAUUAGCAAACGUUGUGAAGGUCGAUCAGAAACCAGUCUCCUUUGAUUAUAAGGUGAAAAAAUUCGUUAUAGGUGCCGUGCCUCAUGUUUCUGGUGAUGAUGUAUUCAACUCUGAUUCUGGACUUUCAAAAGCAAGUAAAUUGAUGCAAGAAUAUACUCCUGAGGAAGCUAUCAGUUUUGGGGCCUUGAAUACAAACCCCCAGCGAUGUGUUGAAGGAGAAGAGGAUGACGAAGUAAUUGUUUUCAAGCCCUUGGUGAGUGAAAAGCAAAAUGAUGAUUUACAUCCAAAGCUUGCUCCUUAUGAGAGCUCAAGACCUAUUAGAAACCUUUCGGCUGCUGAUCUACAAUUCGUUGGUGGCUCUGUCUCUGCUGCCGUUGAUAAUCAGCUCCUUCCUGCUGCUUUCAACGGACAUCCUCAAAUAUCAACAUCUGCUGGUAUGGUUGGAACUCAGCACCCAUCAGCAAUCCAGCCGCCUACUACUUCAAAGUGGCUGAUGGAGGAAGCUGCACUGCUCGCUAAUAACCUGAAAAGUGUCAGGUUCAUGGAGAAUGGGCACACAACUGGCUAUGAGAUGCAGAAAGAUUUUGGUUUAGCCCAUUUGCCUGUGUCUGCUUCAGUUAUAAUGCAACCACCACCCGUGAAUUUUGGUACUACUGGCAUGAUAUCGAACCAAAUGAAAGUUCCAGAUGCAAGCUUUCCUUCCAAGGUUGGUACUAUUUCUUCUUCUGGAAUGUACCCUGAAAGUGAUGUACAGGCAUCAAGUGCCAUGCCGGCUGGUUUUAGGAGGAGCCCUGUAAGCCGGCCUGUUAGGCGUCUUGGCCCUCCACCUGGUUUUACUUCUGCUCCAUCGAAGCAGGUGAUAGAUUCUUUUUCUGGUUCAGAUUUACCUACUGAGAAUCCUCUAGCAGAUGACUAUAGCUGGUUGGAUGGCUAUCAGUUGCCAUCUUCAACCAAAACCUCAGGGUUUAGUGGUUCGUCCAGCCUCUCCUCUUAUCCCACUCCUCAAUAUGCCAGCAACAAUAAUGGAUUAAUGGGGGCAGUCAACUUUCCAUUCCCUGGAAAGCCGCUGCAAGGAUCUCAGGUGAAGUUAGAGAAUGAAAGAGGUUGGGAAAAUUUUCAGGCUUUUGAGAAUCUAAGAGCACAGCAAGAGCAGUACCUGCAGCAACAACAGCAACAGCAACAGCAACUCCUUAAUGGAAAUCAGCAAUUUGCGACAAUGCCUGAGCAGUUUCAUGGACACUCCAUGUGGAACGGGCGUAAUAUCGUGUGAGAUGGAUGUGAAGCAAAUGUGGAGAAGAUGAAAAGUUUGGAACUCCAGGUGGAUAUGCCUAUGGGUGUUUUUAUGGGCAUUCUUUCUGGAAUUUGCUCUGAACUUAUCUCUUUUCUUAAGAAGGUUCUAAGAAUGGGCUUUGUUGAAUCUUACGGCAUCCUUUUGCUACCAAGUGUGCGCUCCAACUUUGCAGCAGUAUCAAAUUUCAAAUUUCACUUUUUGUUGGAGGGUGGGUGGCCUUGGCUCCUUGCUUGGCUCUUGCCACUGAACAGGUGUGUUUUAUUUUCUGUCACUGGUAUACAAUUCAAAUGGUAUUGUGCUGUGGUGUGGGUCUUCUACCUUUUUUUGCCUAUGCAUACUUGUCUUGGAGACCCUUUUCAUUUCUUAUCUAUCUGCCCUUCAUAUUGCCCACUACACAAUUAGAUUGGGAUAAUUUUCAAUAUUUUUGUUUCUUGAUGUAUCAAUUGAUUGUAUCUGGCUUCAUGGAACUAAGUGUCAUCUUUCUCCAACACUUCACUUUAAAGACUGUCCCUUGACCGGCCCUGAAAUGAUUUUUCACUGCAGCUUAUGUCUGUCUAUCUGGUGGAUGGUUUCUGGCUAUAAUCUUUUUGUGACCUUUAUAUGUCCCUGCUAGAAAAGCCCUUGAAUAACCCUUAAAAGAUCAAUUCUUGCAGUCUGGGUGGUUGCCGCAUUAUCCAUUUGUUUAUUUGAGAUUUAAAAUUUGCUUGAUACACUGUGUUGAGGUUCUUUAACCGGUCUUGAUAGCUUAUCCUGAUCUGUCUGCCAGGAGAAGACAAAUAUUGCAACAUCGUCUAUGAUAUGGAACUCUCGUGAAGUAGAAGCCUUAUUUGGUUACUUGGGUUUGGAGAUAGAGUCAAGCUAAUAAGAAGAUUAGUUGGAACUUUGGGCCUUAUAUCUGGAAGGAAGAAUUGGUGAAAUAAAAACCACGUGGUUCCCCUUACCUUUCUACGCCAAACUUUUGGGUUGCUGUAGCUGUCAAAGGUGCUGGCUAGUAUCGUCAUCACAAUGGAUUGGGUUAUGGUGCACGUGAGUGGAAUCUGUGGCAUGUAGCUUUCAGAUCUCCAAAUCCAGGAUGGGUGCUUAGGCAUGUCCUCAGUAUCACAAGUCUGUCUUUGGCACACGGUGAAGAGUGAUGGCGUCGUGGUUUCAAGCUUUCCUUGAUGCUAUGUCUGGGGUCAGUUGGAAGCUUGCUUGUAUGUUAAGCUCUAGAGACUUAAGUAUGUGUACCGUUUUUCGGGUUUUUCCCUUUGUGUACUGGGUUUAUGGGUGAAUGUGGAUGGUUUGGAAGUGGUGGCUUUUGAAUAUGCGUCCGAGACUAUCGUACCCCCAACUUCCUGUGGAAUAAAUGUUGUCUGCAGAUAUCUGGUUAUGCCAGGGGAAUGUAUUUUUCUAUCUGGAGUGUUGGGAUUACGCUAUUGUGUUAACAGGUCUCGUUUCGAAUAUGUGAGUGUUUACAAGUGAUGUAAAACUUAUUAUGUCUGGAGACGUUGUUGUGAUUCAGUUGUCGUGUAACUUGUGUCUGUAUACCUUGUGUCAGUCUGGUUUUAGACCUUUCUGUUGCUGCUUCGUUUGAAAGGAGCAACCCGGAAAUGGUGUUCGCAGGACGCUUGUGAGAACGUGUUCAUCGCUGUGCGAUUUGCGGCUGCUGGAUUGAAUUGUUUAGAGUAGAGUGGAUGCUCAUGUAUGUCUUUUUAAUAAACGACGCCAGAUGAUGAUGAUGAUGAUAAUAAAGGACAGAUCUAACA